This is a messenger RNA of Canariomyces notabilis, 7134 nucleotides long. Its product is annotated as glycosyltransferase family 5 protein. Bases 1 to 7134 code for a protein of 2377 amino acids. NCBI's taxonomy places the organism in Eukaryota, Fungi, Ascomycota, Sordariomycetes, Sordariales, Chaetomiaceae. Gene Ontology annotation, cellular component: fungal-type cell wall. Gene Ontology annotation, molecular function: alpha-1,3-glucan synthase activity. The record is from RefSeq and is a predicted model, not a curated record. Gene Ontology annotation, biological process: fungal-type cell wall (1->3)-alpha-glucan biosynthetic process. The transcript has 7 exons.
AUGGUUUAUCUCUCAUCUGCUGGACGGCCUCUUCUCGCAGCGCUCUGUGCGGCCACAUGGACAGCCGUCUACGGCCUCAGUUUUAAUUCUACCUUGGCCGACUGGAACAUCAAUACCAACCGGACGGCCAAGACACCCCUCGAUUACUGGGGUAGUCGGCCAGAUGGCUUCACGUAUGCCCAGUCUCCUCCGAACUGGAGAGUACCUUUCUAUACACUCUUUUUGGACCGUUUCGUCAAUGGGGACCCGGAGAAUGACAACAUCAAUGGCACCCUUUUCGAGACGGAUAUGAUGAGCACCCAGCUCCGCUUUGGCGGCGACGUGCAGGGCCUCAGGGACUCGUUGGAUUAUAUUGCCGGGAUGGGCAUCAAGGGUAUCUAUAUCGCUGGAUCUCCGUUCAUGAACCUUCCGUGGGGAGCCGAUUCGUACUCGCCGGUGGAUCUUACUCUUCUUGAUCAGCAUUUUGGCACUGUCAAACUCUGGCAGGAGGCCAUCGAUGAGAUACAUGCCCGCGGCAUGUGGGUUGUCAUGGACAACACCAUGGCCACGAUGAGUGACUUGAUUGGCUUCAAGGGUUACCUCAACGAAAGCACGCCGUUUCGCACCGAAGAGCACGAGGUCCUUUGGAAGUCAUCAAGACGCUACCUCGACUUCGACAUCGGUAACGAGUACAACGAGACUUGCGACUAUCCCCAAUUCUGGGACGAGAAGGGAGAACGCAUCAACCCGGAGGGCCUCAAGGGCUGCUACAACAGUGAUUUCGACCAGUAUGGCGACAUUGAGGCCUUCGGUGUCUUCCCUGACUGGCAGCGCCAGCUGGCCAAGUUUGCUUCGGUGCAGGAUCGACUCCGCGAUUGGUUGCCCUCGGUGGCUGCGCGCCUCGAGCACUUCUCUUGCAUGGCCAUAGCCACCUUGGACAUUGAUGGCUUCCGGAUCGACAAGGCUGUUCAGGUUACGGUUGAUGCGCAAGCUUCUUUCAGUUCAGCAAUGCGAAAAUGCGCCUCCAAUCUCGGCAAGAACAACUUCGCCGUGUUCGGUGAAAUCACGAGCGGCAACGGUCUUGGAUCCAUCUAUCUUGGACGGGGACGCGAACCUCACAUGGCGGAUAACUUCGAAUUCAACCUAACAAAAGCAAUGACCCUCAAGCCGGAGUCGGCCGACACGUCCCAGUGGUUCAUUCGCGAGCCGGCCAACAGCGCGCUUGAUGGUGGUGCCUUCCACUACUCGAUCUACCGUUUCAUGACGCGGUUUCUGGGCCUUAGCGGGAAUCUGGAAGCUGGAUAUGACCUGCCGCGUGAUUGGGUCGACACAUGGCAUACAAUGGUUCUCACCAACGAUUUCUACAAUGCUAACACUAACAAGUUCGACCCCCGUCAUCUGUACGGCGUAACCAACCAAGAUGUCUUUCGCUGGCCCGCCAUCAAGCUCGGUGUUGAGCGCAUGCUUCUUGGCUACUUCAUCAUCACGCUGUUACUGCCCGGGGCUCCUCUAGUGUACUACGGCGAAGAACAGGCUCUGUAUGCCUUGGAUGGCACAGCGUCCAAUUAUGUCUAUGGUCGUCAAGCCUUUGCGCCUUCCCCAGCUUGGAAGACACACGGCUGCUUUGGCCUCACGGUUGGCCAAUACAUCGGCUGGCCUGUUGAGUCGGGACGGACUGCCUGUGAAGACGAGUCUGUCGGUUGGGAUCACCGGGAUCCCUCGGCCCCUCUGCGCAAUAUUUUCCGUCAUAUGUUCGCCCUGCGGGACGAGCUGCCGGUGCUUGAGCACGGCUGGCGGGUAGAGAAGCUGGCCAACAAAACCGAACAUAUUCCGCUCAACGGCAGCUCGGUCGAGACGGAAUUCGGGAUCUGGAGCGUUGCCCGCGAUUUUUUCCCUGGCGUGCAGGACGAGACGGAUACUCCAGUAUGGCUCGUCUACCACAACCGAGACAGCAGUACAACGUACAAGUUCGAUUGCAACAAUGCCUCCGAUGCAUUCUUUGCGCCCUUUGCUGCUGGUACCGAGGUUAAGGAUUUGUUCAGCGACGCCGAGCCGAUCAAGCUUGAAGCUUCCACGAAACCCGACAAUUACACUGGUGGUAAGAGUGCUGGCUGUCUUCCUAGCAUCACCCUGGAGCCGUUCGGAUUCCGUGCCUUCGUGCCAACGAAGAGCUGGGUAAAGCCAGCUCCCAUGAUCACCAAGUUCGAGCCAGGCCAUGAUUGGCCCGUGGACUCGACGAACGCCGGUGGCAAGAUCGAUGUUGGCAUCGAAUUUAAUGUUCCGAUGGAUUGCGACUCAGUCACAGACGCCCUGUCGGUCGUGGUUAUCAUGGAUGGUGUGAGCAACGGCACGCAAGUCGAGUUCACCAAGCCCAGCUGCGCCGACUUCAAGCCCACGAACAAUAUCACAUACACCGGGGCGAUCCAAUCAGCCUGGAAACUGACCACCACCUUGCAGAAUGUCCCGGACGGAAUCGUGAAGCUUACGGUCGGUAACGCGCAGUCCGCCGACAAAAUUUGGACAAACGCAACCGACCAUUUCCUAAUCCGCUUCGGCAAGCCAAACAACCCGGUCGUUUUCCCCACCAGGGCCAACUACUCACGCAGCCUUCUCGUCCUAGACGGCGAUUCCAUGUACGCCCAACACAGCGCUCCAGGGGCAACGCAAUGGCGGUACAGCACCAACUGGGGAUCUAGUUGGAGCGAUUGGGCCGCUUAUGACGGGUCAAACACCAGGUCAAGGAUUGACGUGCUGCAUUGGGAGGGCACAUCGCUCCAGGAAUGGACCGGAAAGCAUCUGAUGGUACAGUACUACAGCAAGCCUUUGGGUUCUUCGGCCUUUAUCCAGCACUCCGACAGCAGCGAUGUCCCGUUUGAACGCGCAUUCCCCCAUAUAAAAAUCCAUGGCCCGUACAACAAGUGGGGUUACGAUGCCGGACUGCCCGGAUCGAUGGAUCUCGUACACCACCACACUUGGAAUCUCCAUUUCAUGUAUGAAUGGCCGGCGAAUUUCCAACUCAAUGUCUGGGGCAUCAAUCCCGACGGCCAGCCGGACAUCAGCUUUAUUUAUGGAGAUAUUGACUCCGACCACAUCGUGGAUCGCCUUCCGCCGAGCAGUUUGGCCAAAAACGUCAUAAACAUCACAGAACCGCCGCCAAUGCCAGCCCUCGCGUUCAAGCUCGUCUUCAACGAUGCUACUUGGAGAUUUGACUAUUAUCCGGUUGGGCACAUGGGACUUCAGAUUCUGCUGUUUAUCCUUCUCGCCAUUCUGCCUGUCUUGUUUGCGGUGUUGGCAGGGUGGGUUUACGUGCGCAGUUUUUACCAGGUCAAGAUCAACAAGUCUGGGUUCAGCAGCAAAGGAUGGGUGCCCCUCAAGCUUGGGAACCUUUCGAAGCUCGAUUUGAAGUCGUCUUUUGGGAAAAGCGUCGAGAUGAGGGCCAUCUCCCCAACGCCGCCUCCUAGCACCGCCCUAUCCCCGGCUGGUGGAGCCGCAACUGCGGAUGGAAAGCGACGAACGGUGCUCAUCGCCACCAUGGAGUACAACAUCGACGACUUUGGCAUCAAAAUCAAGAUUGGUGGCCUGGGUGUCAUGGCCCAGUUAAUGGGUUCUGCCCUCUCUCAUGUCAACCUGAUUUGGGUUAUCCCCGUAGUUGGCGAUGUCGAAUAUCCUUUCGAGCGCAUGCAGCCUGCGGAGCCAAUGUUCGUCAAGGUGAUGGGCCAGCCGUACGAGAUUGAGGUCCACUACUAUACCUCCAAGAAUAUCACGUACGUCCUGCUUGAUGCUCCGAUCUUCCGGAAACAGACCAAGAAAGACCCGUACAUCGCCCGCAUGGAUGACAUCGAGAGCGCCAUCCUGUAUGCUGCCUGGAACAGCUGCAUUGCCGAGACAAUCCGUCGGUUCCCAGUCGACAUUUACCACAUCAAUGAUUACCAUGGCGCUGCUGCCCCGCUCUACCUACUGCCGCAAACAAUACCCUGCUGCCUUUCUCUCCACAAUGCCGAGUUCCAGGGGCUGUGGCCUAUGAGGACGCCGGAGGAGCAGAAGGAGGUUUGCGAGGUGUUUAAUCUGCCUCCAGAUGUCGUCAAAGAUUACGUCCAGUACGGUUCUGUGUUCAAUCUUCUUCACGCCGGUGCGAGCUAUCUGCGUCGUCACCAACGUGGGUUCGGAGCCGUCGGCGUGUCUAGAAAGUAUGGUGACCGCUCGCUGGCCCGGUACCCGAUUUUCUGGAGUUUGAAGAACAUCGGCCAGCUCCCCAACCCUGACCCAUCCGAUACAGCGGAGUGGAACCCCAAUGAGGAUGUCUCCAAGCAGUCCAAAGGCAUUGAAGUGGACCAAAGCUUCGAAGAAAAAAGAGCCGAUCUUCGACGUCAAGCACAAGAGUGGGCUGGUCUGGAAGUGGACCCUACGGCAGAACUAUUCGUUUUCGUCGGCCGCUGGAGCUUACAAAAGGGCGUGGACCUCAUUGCCGACAUCUUCCCCAGUAUUCUGGAGAAGUAUCCCAAGACACAACUUAUUUGCAUUGGCCCUGUGAUUGAUCUCUACGGGCGGUUCGCGGCCCUGAAGCUUCAGAAGCUGAUGGAGAAGUAUCCGAAGAGAGUCUUCAGCAAGCCCGAAUUCACGCAGCUCCCUCCGUACAUCUUCAGCGGGGCCGAGUUUGCCCUCAUUCCGUCGCGUGAUGAGCCGUUUGGUUUGGUUGCGGUUGAGUUCGGACGCAAGGGAGCCCUCGGCGUGGGAGCGCGCGUCGGCGGUCUGGGCCAAAUGCCGGGUUUCUGGUACACAGUCGAGUCGAUGACACCGUCUCAUCUGUUGCAGCAGUUCAAGCAAGCAAUUAUCUCGGCGCUCGAAUGCAAGCCAUCGAAACGAGCGCUCAUGCGUGCUUGGAGUGCGAAGCAACGCUUCCCCGUUGCACAGUGGAUCAAACAACUGGAUGAGCUCUAUAGCGAGUCUAUCCGCAUUCAUAAUAAAGAAGCCAAGAAGAAGAAGCUCGAAUCGCUCAGUCCUGGGCCCAGCCCGAACCCAACGCGCCCAUCUUCCCGAUGCAGCACGGCCACGUACGUCGAUCCGACGGCCCACGCUCUUAGCCCCGGGCCCGAGGCAAACCUGAUUCCGCCGUCCCCUGUGACCACCCCUACUCUAAGGAGCCUCAUGACGCCUGAUUUGCCUACUCCAUCGGCUCCUUGGCUUGGAGGGAGGUCUCACUCGCCUCGGGCUUCGGUAGCGAGCUCCAACGGGGGCGGUUUCUACGCAAACGCGUCGGCACGGGAAAGUACCGUCAGCGUUGAUAGCUUUGCCAUGAGAGCCCAACGGGACGGCAUGCCUUCGCCCGGACUGACUCCUGACUUCGGGCUCGACGUCCCUCGCAAUGCACUCAUGCCGAAUCACCGCAACAGCAGUUUACUCAGCCUUCCCGAUGUUGUUGGCGACCGACAUGACCUGAAGUUGCAGCAGGUCGACCAAUUCUUUAACGAUUCCAGUGGGGAAUACUAUGCCGAGUUUGAGGAGAUGCUCAGUGACCUAAGCGCAGAUAACUCGGCCAGCGAUUUGUGCAUCGAAACGUUCCUGAAGAAGAGUGAGAAGGACUGGUUCGCCAGAUAUAGAGACGCAAAACUUGGUCGGCACAGAGAAUCCCGACUUAUUAGUCCGGCGAGCAGCCGUCCGAGCAGCCGUCCGGCAUCUCGAAACGGCCAGGGACGGGAUGCAUCCGUGGCCAGCCGCGGGCGUCAACGCCACAGGAGCAUUACUCCAAGCAGCCUGUCCCGUUCUGUAUUCGACAUGUCGCCUUCGGACGACGCCGCUGUAGACGACGAGUUCUUGCUGGGCGACGGAUACCAAGCGCCCACGGGCUUGAAGAAGUUCUUGUCUCUCCGCAUCGGAGACUGGCCGAUCUACUCGUUCCUGCUCGCCCUCAGCCAAAUCAUCUCAGUCAGCUCCUAUCAGAUUGUGCUCCUGACAGGCGACACAAACCAGACUCCACAGAAGUUGUACAUUGUCGCGGCCACAUAUAUCGCGACUUCGCUUCUAUGGUGGGGGAUGGAGCGGAACCUCAAAUCCGUCUACGCGCUGUCGGCUCCGUGGUUUUUCUUUGGCCUUGCGUUCCUUCUAAUUGGGAUUGCGCCAUUUAUUCCCGACUGGCGCGUGGCCAACGGCGUCCAGGACACAGCAACCUGCCUCUACGCCGCUGGCGCGAGCAGUGGCGCUCUGUCCUUUGCCUUGAACUUUGGUGAUGAAGGAGGCGCACCUACGAAGCAAUGGAUUACACGGGCACUGGUGGUUUCUGGAUUUGCGCAGGUCUACAGCAUUGGCCUAUGGUAUUGGGGUUCGCUAAUGGCCAACGUCGACCCAACUGCUACAGUGUUCGUUGGGACGUCCAAUGUUCCCCAGGUCAUCGUCAUUGGCGUCCCUGUUGCACUGGUUUUCUGGGCGAUCGGCAUCGUGCUCUACCUUGGAUUGCCAGACUUCUACCGGCAGUCGCCCGCCGUUAUCCCCGGUUUUUACGUCUCCCUGUAUCGCCGCAAGGUGAUCCCCUGGUUCUUCGUCAUGGUCAUCAUCCAGAACUAUUGGUUGUCGGCUCCCUAUGGACGCAGCUGGCAAUUCCUCUUCACCACGCAGCACGUCCCGGGCUGGGGAAUCGUCCUGCUGGCCCUGGGCUUCUACGUCGGCUUGUGGGCCGUUGUGCUGUACGGAUUUUCGUACUUUUCGGACGAGCACACGUGGUUGCUUCCAAUCUUUGCCAUCGGCCUCUGCGCGCCUCGUUGGGCGCAGGAGUUUUGGGGCACCAGCGGCAUCGGCUGGUACCUGCCGUGGGCGGGAGGUCCGGUUGGGUCAGCCAUCUUGUCGCGCUGUCUCUGGCUGUGGCUGGGCCUUUUGGACAACAUCCAGGGGGUGGGCCUCGGCAUGCUCCUGCUGGCGACGCUCACUAGGCAGCACGUGCUGACCGUCUUGAUUUGGGCGCAGAUCGUCGGCAGCGUCUUCACCAUGCUGGCGCGCGCAACGAGCCCCAACGCUCUCUCGCCCAACACAACCUUCCCCGACUUCUCCCAGGGCGUCAUGCCCGGCGCGGCUAGCCCGUAUUUCUGGGUCUGUCUGCUGUUCCAGUUGAUUAUUCCGCUUGGCUUCUUCAAGUUCUUCCGCAAGGAGCAGGUCGCAAAACCAUAG